Paramormyrops kingsleyae is the source of this 1023-nucleotide messenger RNA. RefSeq names its product proopiomelanocortin a (gene pomca). Gene Ontology annotation, molecular function: neuropeptide hormone activity. Gene Ontology annotation, cellular component: extracellular region. NCBI's taxonomy places the organism in Eukaryota, Metazoa, Chordata, Actinopteri, Osteoglossiformes, Mormyridae. Gene Ontology annotation, biological process: neuropeptide signaling pathway. The record is from RefSeq and is a predicted model, not a curated record.
AUUUGGAGUUCUGACUUUACGGGAAACAAGCAGGUCAGAAACCAGUACGAAAGCUGCUCCCAGCAGACAGAAGGAGAGAAAUCAUACCAGCUGAGAACGAGAGACCUGUUGCAGGAAUAGAAAAGAAAGAAAAGCAGUCCCGUGUCAGUCAUUGGCAUGACGAUGCUGGUUCCAGCUUGGCUAUUGGCUGUGGCCGUGCUGUGUGCGCAUGGCCAGGGAGUGACUGGGCAAUGUUGGGAACAUACAAAAUGCAGGGACCUCAGCUCAGAAAAGAGCAUCCAGGAAUGUAUAGAGCAAUGCAGAUCUGACCUUACUGCCGAGUCCCCUAUCUACCCCGGCAACGGGCACCUUCGCCCACAGUCAGAGCCUGACGAUAGUGACGGCAGUGUCCUGCUGGCCACCCUGCCCACCCCCGAUGUGGACACACUUACCGGGUACAGAGGAGUAGGGCUCCCGCAUGAGAAUAAGCGCUCCUAUUCCAUGGAGCACUUCCGCUGGGGCAAACCUGUGGGGCGCAAACGUCGGCCCAUCAAGGUGUACGCCGGGGUGCCGGAGGAGGAGGCCACUGGGGCCUACCCAGAGGAGGAACGGCGUGACCUCCCCCACGAUCUGGACUAUGCCCUGGGGGAGAGCAGCCUGGCCAGCGAGCAUCCGCAGUCCACCAUUCAGGAGAAGAAGAACAGGCCCUACAAGAUGGGCCACUUCCGGUGGAACGAGCCCCCAGCCAGCAAGCGUUACGGUGGCUUCAUGAAGUCCUGGGACGAGCGCAGCCAGAAGCCCCUGCUGACUCUGUUCAGAAACGUCAUGAUCAAGGACACCCAGCAGAAGAAAAAUAUGGGGAACCCACAAUAGCAGAGAAGGAGGGGAUCCAUCGGCAUUGUCGUCGACAGAGGCGGCCAAACAAUCACUUCACUUUCCAUUCACCGUUUCCAAUAAACCACUAUUUAGUCACUGUGCCAUCCCCAAAAAACACAAAUAUCAUGAGUGUUGACCAGAAGGUUUACUGUCUUAGGCAUCAGCUAC